GGUGCCCGCGCGGAGCCUCGGCCCCAUGGCGCUGCAGGCGCUGCGGAGCUCGGGGGUGGCCUUCCGCAAGAUCCUGUCGCACUUCCCCGAGGAGCUGAGUCUGGCUUUCGCCUACGGCUCGGGGGUGUACCGCCAGGCGGGGCCCAGUUCAGACCAGAAGGACCUCAUGCUGGACUUCGUGUUCACAGUGGAUGACCCUGUAGCAUGGCAUUCAAAGAACUUGGAGAAAAAUUGGAGCCAUUACUCCUUCCUAAAGCUGUUGGGGCCUAAGAUGAUCGCAAGUGUCCAGAAUAACUAUGGUGCUGGCGUUUACUACAAUCCACUGAUCAUGUGUGAUGGUAAGCUUAUCAAAUAUGGGGUGAUUAGUACUAGUCUUUUGAUUGAAGAUCUCCUCAAGUGGAAGAACUUAUAUAUUGCUGGCAGGCUCCAGAAACCGGUGAAAAUCAUAGCCAUGAACGAGAACAUUGUACUGAGGUCAGCCCUCGAUAGAAAUCUCAAGAGCGCUGUGACUGCCGCCUUCCUCAUGCUCCCUGAAAGCUUCUCUGAAGAAGAACUCUUUCUAGAGAUCGCCGGACUCUCCUACUCAGGCGACUUUCGAAUGGUGGUUGGAGAGGACAGGACCAAAGUGUCAAACAUUGUGAAGCCCAACAUCGCUCACUUCCGUGAGCUCUACAGCGACAUCCUGCACGAGAACCCCCAGGUGGUGUAUAAAGCCCAGCAAGGCAGACUGGAGAUAGAUAAAAGCCCAGAAGGACAGUUCACUCAGCUGAUGGCAUUGCCCAGAACCUUACAGCAGGAAAUCAAUCAUAUUAUGUACUCCCCUGGAAAAAACAGAGAUGUGGAGGAAACUCUGUUCCAAGUCGCUCACGAUCCCGAAUGUGGAGAGGUGGUGCGGCUAGGACUUACAGCGAUCGUGAGACCAUCAAGUGUGAGACAGGGCACCAAAGGCAUUUUCACAGCUGGACUGAGAAAAUCACUGGUUUAUAGUUCACGAAAACUACAUAAAAUGUGGAGAGGAUGGCUGUGGAAAACAUAGUGAUUUUUCCUGCUUUUAUAUACGGUGUGUCCAUGAAUAAAGUGACCCUUUUUGACAGAAUAGCGUUUGUUACUUUGGCCCAUUGCUUCAGUUUGAAGAUGCUCUGGCUUGACACUUACUUUUAAAAAGUAUUCAUCAGACGUCUGUCCAGACAGGACCCAGAGACCUUGCAGGACACGUCAGAAGAGAACUCCACACACACAGAACCACCGGGUCCUGCUCUCCCAGGCAUGUUAGCUGUGCCCUGCCUUUCUCGGUCCAGCAGAGUCCAGACCAGCGGCCGUCGUCACCCACAGGGGAUGGGUUUCCCAGGACAUCUCAUACGUGCCCUGUCAGCGCUCUCCAAGGUCUAGGCUUUCGAUGUUUCUUUGUUCUCCGCGGAAAGUGCAGCACAGUGACGUGGGGUGAGGAACCUGGGGCAGACCCCUGGCCGAGGCUUCCCCUGUGUGAUGGCGAGCAGUGUGGGGUAACGAAUCCCACAACGCCUCCAGCAAAACAUACGUCCACUUUCUUACAUAAGAAAGAGCUCAAGAUGUGGUCAGCCUCCAAGCUGGUUGGAUUCAGCAGGUUGACGGAACCAUCAGGUACCCUGCUCUCCAUCUCCUCUUGCUGCUCUUCACCAAGUUGGCAUCACGCAUGCCAAGGCCGGCUCCCCUCCAAGCCUGAGACCACUGGCAACAGCUUUGCCCUCCCCUUCCAGAUGUGGGAGACAGAAGUUUCCUGUCAGAAGUCCUCUUGGAGAAUGUUCCCACAGCCCCCAGCAAGCUCCUGUCUGGUUUCAGUCAGUGGUAGCUGUUACUGCUGAUACUACUUCCUUUGACAUGCCUCGGAGAAUCUUUAUUUACUGCCCUAUAAAAAUAACCAGUUGAGUAAAUAAAUCUCCCUGAUUUCUGGCCAGAAUUCCUUGAAACACUGUUUCAGAAUUUAUAAACAUCUCAUGAAAAUCCUGAUUCCCAGGGUGCUUUUCCUACACAUAGAGUUGCCGCUGCUCAACAUUUCCCUUAAUGAGCCAGGUGACCUUGGAGAAGACUUUAGAUUUCUGACCAAAAGCCCAUGAUCCAUUCCCGGGUCAGCCCUGGCGCACACCAGCCAGGCGACAUUAGGUAUCACAAGGGGUGGAUAGUGAGGUGGCUCACCGGGCUCCUAUAGGAGCAGGCAUGGUGGGGGGCAGAGGGCAGGAGGUGAGAAAAUGUGAUUGGGUGACCACAAGAAAACAGCCCAAGAUGGCAGCUGCCUCAGCCAGUGGGCCUGCAUCAGACUAGCACCCAUGAAGAAAGCCCACCUGAGAGCGGCUUCUUAGGACUCAGACGGGUCCUGUGCUCCUGGAGGCUGCUGAGCGGUCUCCAUGGCAGUGGUAGCACCAGCUGAAUCAUGGGUUCUCACUCUUGGGGGGACAUUGUGGCUAGUGAGCACUGCCUCCCAGUGCCCCUCCUCCCCCCAAGGCUGAUGGUCACCUCAGCCACCAAAGCAUCCUCAGUGACCAGGAAGAAGCUCGGGACUGAAUCCAGUGAUGCACUGUUUGAGAAGAUGUUUACAGACCUGUGUGCUUCGUGGAAGAAGGUUCCUUCGCUGGUCUUACCUGCGGGAAGGCCCAUUUCACAGGCACAGGCCCCCAUCUGGAAGCGCUUCUAACUAGGAUUGGAAAGGGUAGGGAAAAUAA
Molecule: messenger RNA, 2696 nt
Organism: Condylura cristata (star-nosed mole)
Lineage: Eukaryota; Metazoa; Chordata; Mammalia; Eulipotyphla; Talpidae
Gene: TAMM41
Product: TAM41, mitochondrial translocator assembly and maintenance protein, homolog (S. cerevisiae)
Exons: 8
Coding region: 26-1036 (336 amino acids)
Biological process (GO): CDP-diacylglycerol biosynthetic process; cardiolipin biosynthetic process
Cellular component (GO): mitochondrion
Molecular function (GO): phosphatidate cytidylyltransferase activity
Source: RefSeq, a predicted model, not a curated record